AUGAAAGAAAGAAUUGAAGAGUUAGAAGCAGCAUUGCGAAGUUGCGAGAUUCGGAUUGAGCACUUGAAAUCUAAUGAAGAUCGUCAAGCCGAGCAGUUGCACUACUUUCAGAACCAAGUAAGAGAUAGAGAUCACAUUAUGGGAGAAGCCGUGCUUCAAAUCCGGGAGGUGGCUGAUCACCUGCAGAAGUUAGUAGUACAAUCUGAUGUGUUAAGCGUGAAAUACGAAUUAGAGUCAAGCUUUACCCCUCUGCACGCGCAUACUCAAGCUGAGCUGUACCCACAAAGACCCUUUGUUACAAUUAGACCCCAACAGUUUCAGACGAGUCCUCCAAUCGGAGUAGGUAACAAUCCCGGAGAGAAUCCUACCAAUCUCAUGGUCCCUGAUCUCGAUGACGUGGCAGAAGUGGAGAAAACGAAAGUGGAUCUGUCAAAGCAAUUAGAUGACCGAUGUAAAUGGCUGGAGGAGAAGUUCAAAGCCAUGGAAAAUGCUGAUUACCACCGAGGAAUGGACGCCAAAGAUCUAAGCUUGGUACCAGAUUUGGUCCUCCCUCCCAAAUUUAAGAUGCCAGAGUUUGAAAAAUAUGACGGGACAAGUUGUCCCGAAGCUCAUAUCACUAUGUUUUGCCGAAGGAUGACCGAGUACAUCAACAAUGAGCAACUGUUGGUUCACUGUUUUCAGGACAGUUUGAUCGGGUCAGCGGCUAGAUGGUACAAUCAAUUGAGUCGAACCGAAAUCCACUCCUGGAAAGAUUUGGCGCAGGCCUUUAUAAAGCAGUACAGACAUGUGAUGGAUAUAGCACCCGAUCGAAUUGUAUUGUAAAACAUGGAAAAGAAAACUAAUGAGAGCUUUCACCAGUAUGCUCGGAGAUGGAGGGAAGUAGCAGCACAAGUUCAACCACCACUUUUAGAGAAGGAGAUAACCAUGCUUUUUAUCAAUACCUUGAAAGCUCCAUUUCUCAAUCACAUGUUGGGCAGUGCCACUAAAAGCUUUUCAGACAUAGUGAUGUCUGGAGAAAUGAUAGAGAACGUCAUAAGAUGUGGCAAGAUAGAAGCAGGAGAAAGUAAUAAAAGGUUGGCUCCAAGGAAGAAGGAGCACGAGAUAAACAAUACAAGCAUGUUUAACAAGGACCAUUCUAAAACAAUUACGGUGGGACAAGCCAAAGCAGUAACCACUAAUCGGCAAGGUUCUUCGAAACAGGAAUCUAAUCCAAGGCCAAAUGUAGAGAGACUUCAAUUCACACCCAUCCCAGUGAUGUAUAGGGAAUUGUACCAGAACUUAUUCAAUGCACAUGUGGUAUCUCCAUAUUACCUGAAACCAAUGCAACCCCCAUACCCUAAGUGGUAUAACGCAAACGCCCAAUGCGAGUAUCACGCGGGGACCAAGGGGCAUUCGAUUGAAAACUGCACUGCAUUCAAGAAGUUAGUUGAAAAACUUAUCAAUUUGGGGAUCAUAAAGAUUGGAGAAGUGAGCUUGGUAAAUGCUUCAGGAGAGGAUGAAGGAUUCUAUACACGAAGUGGAAAACGCUAUGAUCCGGCAAACGCAAGAGUGGAAUCUGGAAAAGGAAAAGCCUUAGCGGUUGAAUUGGGAAAAGCAAAGACAGACAAAAUUGAGCCGCGUAUCAAUCAGCCAGUAACUGAAAAUGAGGCUAAUGAAUUUCUAAAAUUCUUAAAACAUAGCGAGUACAACGUGGUAGAGCAAUUACAUAAGCAAUCGGCUCGUAUCUCGAUGCUUGAAUUGCUUCUAAGUUCAGAGAUACAUCGUAAUGUGCUGAUUAAGGUGCUAAAUGAAACUUACGUCGCUGAUGAUAUCUCAGUGAAUAAGUUGGAUCGUUUGGUUAAUAAUAUCAGUGCCGACAAUUUCAUUUUCUUUAAUGAUGAUGAAAUACCGCCCGGGGGAAGAGGAGCCACCAAAGCCUUACAUAUUUCUACUUACUGCGGGAAAUAUAUGUUAUCAAGAGCAAUUGAUAAUGGAUCAGCCUUGAAUGUUUUACCCCUAUCCACCUUAAAUAGGUUACCGGUGGACAGCUCUCAUAUGAAAUCAUGCCAGAACAUAGUGAGAGCAUUUGAUGGUACCGAAAGAAAGGUGAUGGGGAGAAUAGAAGUACCUCUCCUGAUUGGCCCAAAUACGUACGAAGUGGAUUUCUUAGUGAUGGAUAUCAAGCCUUCGUAUAAUUGCUUGCUCGGGAGACCAUGGAUUCAUUCAGCAGGGGCAGUGCUUUUAUCAUUGCACCAGAAGUUGAAAUUAGUGACAGAAGGCCGGUUAAUUAUGGUUGACGCUGAGGAAGACAUCAUUGCAUCGGUAACCAGUGACGCACCAUAUUUGAGAGUGGAUGAUGAUGCGAUCGAAUGUUCUUUUCGAUCCUUAGAGUUCGUAAAUGUAACUUUUCUCACUGAGGGAAAGAAAAUCCCAAUGCCCAGCAUAUCUAAAGCCACAAGGAUGGGACUACAAAUGACAGUUGGGAAAGGAGCUGUGCCUGGAAGAGGACUGGGAAGAUGCCUUCAAGGAAGGAUAGAGGCACCAGUGGUGAAAGACAAACAAGACCGUUUUGGUUUAGGAUUUAAACCAAAUGCCAAGCAGAGAAGGAAAGAGUUAGAGAAAAGACAAGACGGGAGGAAGGCGCAUUUGAACGGAAAAGAAGUUGAUUGGGAACCUAUGGCUUUCCCCCACAUAUCCAGGACAUUUAUAUCAGGAGGAACCAUGUAUUCUGGACUGAGGACUCCAAGAAAGAAGAUCACAGAGGAAAUGUUAGGAAACUUGAGCAUCAAUGCCAUAUUUGAAGAAGAAUCUGAAGAAGGAAGUACAUCAGGCAUCUAUCCCGUUGAACCUCCUAGAGAAAAUGAAAACUUUUGUGAACUGAAAUGGGCUUAUAUUUGGACAUUGUCCCAAGAUAUCAAUGACAUGAGUGACUCUACUAUAGACUUAGAAAAUCAUUUUGAACGAGAUAUGUGUUUAGAGGAAUCUCAAGAUUUUGAAGAUAACACAGAUUGCAACCUAUCUCCAGACUUGUUGAGGAUGGUAGAGCAGGAAGAGAAACAGAUUCUACCUCACGAGGAGACGAUAGAGACAGUGAUCCUGGAAGAGGGAAAGGUGGUAAAGAUUGGCACGUGCAUAGCUAAAGAAGUGAAACAAGACCUUGUUAAAUUGCUUCGAGAGUUCAAAGAUGUCUUCGCAUGGUCAUACCAAGAUAUGCCGGGGUUAAGUACUGACAUCGUAGUUCACCGACUUCCUAUAAAGGAAGAUUGCAAACCAGUUCAGCAAAAACUCCGAAGAAUGAGGCCUGAUGUUGUGUUAAAAAUAAAAGAGGAGGUGCAAAAACAAUUCGAUGCUGGAUUCCUGCAAGUGGUCAAAUACUCCGAGUGGGUAGCUAAUACCGUUCCUGUCCCUAAAAAAGAUGGAAAGGUACGAAUGUGUGUAGAUUAUAGAGAUUUAAAUAAGGCUAGCCCAAAAGAUAACUUUCCCUUGCCGCACAUCGACGCCUUGGUGGACAACACAGCAGGGCAUUCGCUGUUUUCUUUCAUGGAUGGUUUCUCUGGAUACAACCAAAUUAAGAUGCAUCCUGAGGAUAUGAAGAAAACUACAUUCAUAACCCUAUGGGGAACCUUUUGUUAUAAGGUGAUGCCAUUUGGGUUGAAAAAUGUAGGGGCAACGUAUCAGAGGGCCAUGGUAACGCUGUUCCAUGAUAUGAUGCAUAAUGAGUUAGAAGUCUAUGUUGAUGACAUGAUUGCAAAAUCUAAAACAGAAAAGGAACAUGUGCAGGUCCUUAAGAAAUUAUUUAUGAGGUUGAGAAAAUUUCGGCUAAAGCUAAAUCCAGCAAAAUGCACAUUUAGAGUCAGAUCAGGAAAAUUGCUUGGGUUCGUGGCCAGUGAGAGAGGAAUUGAGAUUGAUCCUGACAAAGUAAGAGCAAUACAAGAAUUACCCCUGUCGCGUACUCAAAAUGAGGUUCGAGGUUUUCUAGGAAGGCUGAACUAUAUUGCUCGGUUCAUCUCACAGCUAACUGAGAAAUGCGACCCCAUAUUUCGCCUCCUCAAGAAACAUAAUCUAGGUGUAUGGAAUGAGGAAUGUCAAAAAAAUUUUGAAAAAGUCAAACAUUACUUAUCCAACGCCCCAAUGCUGAUGCCACCCUGCCCAGACAAACCGCUCAUACUGUAUUUGGCAGUAUUUAAAAAUUUCAUGAGAUGCGUGCUUGGUCAACAUGAUGAAUCAGGACGAAAGGAAAGAGCAAUCUACUAUCUCAGUAAGAAGUUCAUCGAAUGCGAAACAAGAUAUUCGCCAAUCGAGAAAUUAUGUUGUGCCCUAAUCUGGACAACUCGGAGACUGAGACAGUACAUGUUGUACCAUACGACCUGGUUAAUCUCUAAAUUGGACCCUCUAAAAUACUUGAUGGAGUCAACCGCUCUGAAUGGAAGAAUGGCCCGAUGGCAAAUUCUUCUAUCUGAAUUUGACAUAGUCUAUGUGAACCAGAAGGCGGUCAAAGGGAGUGCAAUAGCGGAAUUCCUAGCAAGUAGGGCUCUGGAUGAUUAUGAGCCAUUGAAAUUCGAUUUCCCAAAUGAGGAUUUGAUGUAUGUUGCAACUGUAGAGAAAGAUUUCCAAGAAGGUGGUCCUUGGAAGUUGAGUUUUGACGGAGCUUCAAAUGCUAUAGGCAACGGAAUUGGGGCAGUACUCGUGUCUCCUAGUGGAGAUUAUUAUCCUUUCACUAGCAAAUUGGACUUCGAUUGCACAAAUAACAUGGCUGAGUAUAAAGCUUGCAUUAUGGGCAUCCGGGCAGCCAUAGAGCGGAAAAUUAAAGUGCUAGAGGUAUACGGGGACUCUGCAUUAGUAAUUUACCAGCUCAAAGGGGAAUGGGAAACAAGAGACCCGAAGUUGGUUCGCUAUCGAAAAUUGGUUAUGGAUUUGAUAGAGGAAUUUGAUAGUGUCACCUUUAGUUACCUCCCACGAGAUGAAAAAUAGAUGGCAGAUGCUUUGGCCACUUUAGCCUCCAUGUUUAAAGUGAACAAAAUAGAAGAUAUGAAGCCUAUCCAGAUCAGCGUCUAUGAGGCUCCAGCCCAUUGUUGCAAAAUUGACAAUGAAGAGGAAAAGGAUGAUCACCCUUGGUACUAUGACAUAUUGCGAUAUGUGAAGAGUCGUGAGUACCCUGACCAUGCGACAGAAAAUGAUAAGAAGAUAUUAAGGAGAUUAGUCAUUGACUAUGUCCGAGAUGGGGAAAUUUUGUAUAAAAAGGGAAAAGAUCAAAUAUUGUUGAGAUGUGUGGAUGCUGUCGAGGCAAAAGAAAUUUUGGAAGAAGUGCAUGAAGGUAUCUGCGGAACGCAUGCCAAUGGCUUCACGAUGGCCAGACAAAUUAUGAGAUUUGGUCUAUGGGAUGGAAGCGGUUUACCCAUAGAAGUUGAAAUUCCUUCCCUCCUAGUAUUAGCUGAACUAAAGUUGGAUGAGGCUGAAUGA
Gossypium raimondii (Peruvian cotton) is the source of this 5439-nucleotide messenger RNA. RefSeq lists its product as uncharacterized. Gene Ontology annotation, molecular function: nucleic acid binding; RNA-DNA hybrid ribonuclease activity. The record is from RefSeq and is a predicted model, not a curated record. NCBI's taxonomy places the organism in Eukaryota, Viridiplantae, Streptophyta, Magnoliopsida, Malvales, Malvaceae.